AAACACGGAGUCGCGGAGCCUCCAGGUCAUUUCGAAAGCGUGUUUCUCAUUCGGUGUUUAACGCGUCUUUCAGAAACGAUUUUCCCCGACUCUCCAUCACUCCUGUCUCUUUUUCGUUCGAUCUUAUUCUCGAUGUGUUCACGCUUCGACUCGACGGUUCGCUAGAAAAAGUGCCGAGACCGUUAAAACGAAUAAACUCAUCGAAUAAUCCAUCGUUCGUGUUGUUUAUUAUACCACUCUAAAAAAAUAAACAAUAUAAUUCAAAAAGUUCAAAAUGGUCGCGAAAGAUCCGUCGAGAACGUUGGUCACGGAGUCGAUGAACCCGUAUGAGAAACCGCCCAGUCUCAGCGCUAAACAAUCGGUUAAAGCUUUUAUUUAUAAUAAACAGACAGGUGCGUUUAUGGGAAGGACCGCAAGUAGUUGGGGAAAAAUUGGUCUCUUCUACUUGGUAUUUUACGGAGUUUUGGGCGCUUUGGUAGCAAUCUGUUACUGGGGAUUUUCGCAGACUCUGGAUCCAAGAAUUCCGAGAUGGCAGCUCGAUCGCUCAAUCAUAGGGACCAGUCCUGGUCUUGGAUUUCGACCAGCUCCACCGUCGGAAAAUGUCGAGAGUACUCUUAUAUGGUUCAAGGGAAGCAACCGAGGAAAUUUCCAGCCCUGGGUGGACUCCCUGUCAGAUUUUCUUAAGGACUACAGAAAGCCAGGUAGGACUCCCGGUCGUGGUGCGAAUAUAAAACCUUGCGAUUACAAUCAACCCCCGGCUCCGGGACAAGUUUGUGUACAAUCAGUCGACGAUUGGGAUCCGUGCAUCGAGCGUAACUCUUAUAAUUAUCACAAAUCUGCGCCUUGCGUCUUCCUGAAGCUGAACAGGAUUUAUGGUUGGAUGCCCGAAUUUUACAACGAUACAUCAAACCUCCCAGAGAAUAUGCCACGAUCACUCAAAGAUUACAUAAUUAGUGCCAAAAGCCCGGAUCCGAAAGCUCUGAAUACGAUUUGGGUCUCCUGCGAGGGUGAAAAUCCGGCUGAUAUGGAAAACGUUGGACCCAUUCGUUAUAUACCACGUCAAGGUUUCCCCGGUUAUUAUUAUCCGUUCGAAAAUUCAGUCGGAUACCUUAGUCCUCUCGUAGCCGUUUAUUUCGAGAGACCACAGACUGGUGUUUUGAUCAACGUCGAAUGCAAGGCUUGGGCGAAGAACAUAAAACACGGCCGAAACGAGAGAGUAGGCUCAGUGCAUUUUGAGCUUCUGAUCGAUUAGAAAACGGAGAGACGACGGAAAAGAAAUGGAAAAAGAUUAAGAAGAAAAAGCAAGAGAAGAAGAAGAAGAGCCACGAAAAAUGGAAGCGGUGGAGGAGGGAAGCGUAGCAGGGGUGGACGAAGCGGAGAGCGUUUUUAUUUUCUUUUCCUCACAACAUCCAGAGAGGCCUCAUUAGAUAUUAUCAUUGAAUCUCAGAACGAAAGAAAAAAUACUUUUCGUUUCGUACCAACGUAAAAUUUCAUCUCGAUGUAUUUUCACGGGGGCGCGUAUAAGUAUGAUUGAAUAGGAGAUGAACGAAAAGAAUGAUUCGCGAAUGAUGGAAAAAAAAAACACAGUAAACCGAAGUGGAAAGUCUUUUUCCGUCGUCUAAUUUAUCAUUAGAAACUCGAUCUGAAAGUUUAACGAUAUUUAUAAAAGUCUCUUCAAAGAGGCAUGAUUAUUUUUUUUUUGGUCUAAACUAGACUAGAUGCGCGAUGAUUUAUUGUAAAUAAUAGUACGAUCUUUCAGAUCGUUCUCGAGUAGUCAAUCGGUUCUCGUUGGACUGAAUUUCUUUUGGUCGUUUGUUCGUCUAAUGUAUAUCUUUUUUUCGAUUGAUAUACGACACGAUAAAUCGCGAAAUAAUCCGCGACGUAAAACGUCUCAAAACACUUUUAAGAUUCUCAGUUUUCUCGCAAAUUAAUGACAUAUCAGGAUAGACUAUUAAGAUAAUAUUGUUCUCAUCGUUAGACAGUAAAAGAUAAUAACACCAUGCUCUAAUAACGAUUUUGAGCUCGGUGUCGUUGGAAUCCAACGAAAUUCCGUAUGUUUUUUGCUCUCGCAACACUUUUGAGCUGUUAAAAACUAAAUCUGCAGAAAAAUUUGGAGAAUUUGAAAAAAGUUACAAACUAACGGAUGCAUAACUACAUUUCGUCCCAUUCCAACGGCCCACUAACUUCAAUAAUCAUCUCUUACACACGUUUUCCAUAUCAUUCUUAAGAUUCCUCUCUAUUUUUAUAUUUCGAUUGAUAAAGAUUUUUUAAAAUAUAAUGAUUCAAAGAAUCAAAAUUUGAAUUCUAAUUGUGAAAUUGUUCUUUCUCUAUGUUAUAGUAUCUGAAAAUGGAAAAGUCAUGUAAACCGCUCUUCGUUGAGUUGUUUCUCGUUGAUUAUUUUUCCUGAUUUUUUCUACUUGAUACAUAUUUCGAAAAUCAUCCUGGUCGUGUCGAAGCAUUAACAGGUGGAGAGCUUGGAUCGCAAACUCUUUCUUUUUUUGGUUAUUUAUUACACAUGGAAAAAAAAGUAACGCGCGCUUUCAUAGCUCGACACUUUCUAGAAUUUCUCAAUUUUUUAUAAGUGAAUAAAAAGAAAAAUUUGCUAAAUUUACCGAUAUUUACAUGAAAUAAUAGCGACGAUUUAUAUUGGAAAUGUUUUUUAUUCUAAUAAGAAUUUUCUUCGUUCGAUGAACUGUUUUUACUUGCGUUGUUGACAACAUUGUUCUCUAAGUAUUUUCUGAAAUUGUGACCAAUUCUUUAAAAAUAAGAUAAUCUAUACAAAGACAAAUUAUUUUUUCCAAUACAUUAAUUAUUUUUCCAAAAGAAAAAAUAGAAAGAAAAAAAUUAAAUAAAAUUUUACCAUUUUAUUGCAGGAUCUUGUGCUAAAGUAAUACUAAUAUUGAAAAUCAUUUUUACAUAUAUUCAUUUUAUGUACGAUAAAAAAGUAGUUGAGUGUAUAUUGAUAUCGAAAUAUCCACGAAAAGAAGGAAAAAAAGAAAAGAAAAAAAAAACACGAAUUACGAAAUAUUCGUACGUGAAUAUUUUCUUAUACACAUUGCAUAUUUGAUGAUAAAAUUUUUGCAUAGACAUAUUAUUCCGUACUGGAAAUACUGCCAAUAUAAAGACCAAUAUCAUGUACCGUUUGAUCCGUAGUAAGUGUUAGAAUUAACGAAGCUGCCACGUGUUGAAUAAACAUAAAGGAACAAUAUUCAUAGUGCUGCGAUAUAAAAACGAGUAGUGACUAGAUAUUUGAGCAUGGCUAUCAGAGCUCGUUCGUGAUUUUUUAGAAACUCUUGAAAAUAUUAUAUUCAUUGACAAGUGCCAUGUCAAUAUUUAACAAUUAAAAGAACUUUCAGAAGUAACGUUUGUAUGGGAACAUCGAUUUGUCCAUUAGUGAACUUUAUGGUUAAACGUGUACCCGAAUUUUCUAUACUUUCUCAAAAGACAGUCUGUUGGCAAAAACAAUAUUGACUGUGAAAUCCAUCGAUUGAAAUGGCAUGGAAUUGAUAAAUGAAGUUUACAUCCUUUCAAGCACUUCUUAAAUAGCUCUAGUUAUGUAUACGCCUAUAAUACCAAAAAUUUGUAGAAAGACAUGCAUUUUUUCCCCAAAUAAUUAUUUAUUGACAAUGA
This is a messenger RNA of Venturia canescens, 3630 nucleotides long. Its product is annotated as sodium/potassium-transporting ATPase subunit beta-2-like. NCBI's taxonomy places the organism in Eukaryota, Metazoa, Arthropoda, Insecta, Hymenoptera, Ichneumonidae. Gene Ontology annotation, molecular function: ATPase activator activity. Gene Ontology annotation, cellular component: sodium:potassium-exchanging ATPase complex. The record is from RefSeq and is a predicted model, not a curated record. The coding region runs from base 275 to 1252 and encodes 325 amino acids. The transcript has 6 exons. Gene Ontology annotation, biological process: potassium ion import across plasma membrane; intracellular potassium ion homeostasis; sodium ion export across plasma membrane.